Haemorhous mexicanus (house finch) is the source of this 2273-nucleotide messenger RNA. It is a transcript of the gene BAG5, whose product is annotated as BAG cochaperone 5. Gene Ontology annotation, biological process: negative regulation of protein ubiquitination; protein stabilization; regulation of inclusion body assembly. The record is from RefSeq and is a predicted model, not a curated record. The coding region runs from base 128 to 1543 and encodes 471 amino acids. Gene Ontology annotation, cellular component: cytosol; nucleus; cytoplasm. Lineage: Eukaryota; Metazoa; Chordata; Aves; Passeriformes; Fringillidae. The transcript has 2 exons. Gene Ontology annotation, molecular function: adenyl-nucleotide exchange factor activity; protein-folding chaperone binding.
CGCGGGUUCGCUGCGGGGCCGGUGGGGACGAGCCUCCCCUCCCGCAGGUGCCUCGGCGGCGGCCCGGUGUAAUUUCCUCUUCGCGCUGCGCCGGGCCCCACCGCGGGGGAGGCGGGAGGUUGUGACCAUGGCGGGGGCGACGAGUUCAAAGAGGCAGCAAGUUCGUCUGAAGCUGGACGGGGGAAGAGGAAUGGAUAUGGGUAACCAACACCCAUCCGUAAAACGGUUACAUGAAAUACAGAAAGAAGUCAAAGAGAUCGAACAGCAAGUGGCUGUUUUCAGCGGUCUGUCUACCGACCGAGAUUACAAGGUAUUGGAAAGAAACCUUACGAAACAGCUUUUUGAGAUCGAUUCUGUAGACACCGAAGGGAAGGGGGAUAUUCAGCAAGCUAGAAAGCGAGCUGCCCAGGAAACUGAGAGGCUGCUGAAGGAACUGGAACAAAAUGCAAACCAUCCGCGCAGACUGGAAAUAGAGGCUUUAUUCAAGGAGGCACAGUCUCUUGUGGAACGCGAGAUCACGCCUUUUUACGAAGGAGGAAACUGUAUAAGUGAUGAAUUUGAAGAAGGAAUUCAGGACAUUGUGCUGAGGCUUACCCAGGUGAAAACUGGAGGGAAAGUUUCUCUACGCAAAGCAAGAUACCGCACUCUGACAAAGAUAUGUACUGUUCAGGAGAUUAUAGAGAAUGCUGUAAAGAAACAGCUGUCCCUGCCACUCUCUAAUGAUGUUCAUCCUUCUGUCUCCAAAAUUAACUCUGUAAUGUGUGAGGUGAACAAAGCCAGAGGAACUCUCAUUGCUCUUCUAAUGGGAGUGAGUAGUAAUGAUACCUGCAGGCAUCUGUCCUGUGUGCUCACCGGCCUCAUUGCUGAUUUGGAUGCUUUAGAUGUCUGUGGUCGCACGGAAAUAAGAAACUACAGAAAGGAAGUAGUAGAAGAGAUCAAUAAAUUGCAGAAAUACCUGGACUUAGAUGAAGAAGCAAAUUCUACUCAUGCUUAUGAUUUGGCAAAAAAUCAGUCCAUUCUUAAAAUAGAAGAGAUUCGUAAGAAGAUGAAGGAAGUUCAUUCCUUACUUCUGAAAACAGAGAAUGCCUCUGAUUUGUAUCUGGGAUCCAAAGCAGAGUUGCAGGGACUAAUUGCCCACCUAGAUGAAGUGAGUCCAGGAAAAAAUCCCUGUAUUAGAGAGGCCAGGAGAAGAGCAGUAAUUGAAGUUCAGACUCUUAUAACAUAUAUUGAUUUGAAUGAAGCGCUGGAAAAAAGGCAAAAGUAUCCAGAGCAAACUGCUGUUGAACAUCAGUGUCAUAAAGCAGUUUGGACUGUACUUGGAAACUUGUCUCAAAUUCAGAAAGAGGUGAUUUCAUUCGAUGGAAAUAGAACAGAUAAAAAUUACAUGAGACUGGAAGAACUUCUUACAAAACAACUUCUAGCCCUGGAUGCUGUUGAUCCACAAGGUGACGAGCGGUGUAAGGCUGCCAGGAAGCAGGCAGUAAAGCUUGCACAGAAUAUCCUUUACUAUCUGGACAUGAAAACAGAUGAAUGGGAAUACUGAAACAGCCAUGGCCUGACACAGAAGAACAUUUUUCCCUUUUGCACUUUAUGAAGAUCAUUGGCAGCACAUAAUAAAGUAUUCUGUGCCUGCUGAAAUCAUGGAAAUUGCAUAAGCAGUUGACUUGGCUAUAUGUCUGCUAUCCCACGCAGUCACCCACUUGCCAUGGCAACUGUCAGUACACCAUCAGCAAUUCUGGUCACUGAUAUAAGCAAAGAAGUGCAAUUCUCUGAAGGAAUAGCUUAAUACUUGAUCAAAUAGCUUCUUCUUUUUUUUUUUCUUCUCUUUUUCUUUCUUGUUUUUAUUCUAAUAGCCUUGUGCAAUGUUCAGUGAAUGCAGGUUUUUCAAAGACACAGAAACUUCCUUAUGGUACAAUACUAACAAAACUAUUUAAGGAGACUGAACAUGAAAAUUAGUAUUCAGGCAUGAGGCUCCAUCCAGCAACUUCACAGCAGUCUGGAUGUCCUGUUAAUGUGCUGUCAUAACAUAAAGUACUAAGGGCAAAAAGCCUGCUGGCUUUUGGAUUGUACUUGAUUUCUUCCAUCCAUCAUAGCAUGUAGAUAUGUCAGUUAAUGGAGCUAUAAUGCCAGCUGCAAAUUAGCAUUUACAUAGGCAAAGCCAAUUAUGUCAAUUUUUGUAAUACCUGAGCCCUUUGAUUUGCAAAACCAGGUCUUUUGUUGGUGGAAAUUCUUUCAAGUUAUUGCUUUAAGGUAUUGAGACUUGGAGAGGAAAA